CCACAGUGUAGGACGCUGUCAAAACCCACACAGCAUCAUUUGCAGAGAAGGAAUAGUUCCUUGCCCAACCAUUAUAUUUCUUUAGCUCGAGAAGAUACUCUCAGAUCUACAUAGUAAAAUAGUGGACAAACAUUGCCUCAGGUAUGGAUGGUGCUGUGAUGGAGGAGGAGGAUGACUGCCCUGAGCUGGUGCCCAUUGACAACCCUCCUGGUCCUCUUGCAGAGCAGAUACCUGUCACUAUCAUCACAGGAUAUCUGGGUGCUGGAAAAACAACGCUCCUGAAUUAUAUCUUGACAGAACAACACAACAAAAGAAUUGCCGUCAUUCUCAAUGAAUUUGGAGAAGGCAGUGCUCUUGAGAAGUCACUUGCAGUGAGCCAUGCUGGAGAGCUGUAUGAGGAAUGGCUGGAGCUUAGAAAUGGGUGUCUCUGCUGCUCUGUAAAGGAUAAUGGUCUUAAAGCCAUUGAGAACCUGAUGGCGAAGAAAGGAAAGUUUGACUACAUCCUGUUAGAAACCACAGGGCUGGCUGAUCCAGGAGCCGUGGCCUCCAUGUUCUGGGUUGACGCAGAGCUUGGCAGUGACAUCUAUUUGGAUGGCAUCGUCACAGUCAUUGACGCCAAAUAUGGACUGCAGCAACUGUCAGAGGAAAAAGCAGAUGGACUCAUCAAUGAAGCUGCCAGACAGAUUGCUGUCGCUGACUUGACCAUCAUCAACAAGACGGACCUGGUGAAUGAGGAGGAACUCACUGUGACCCGAGAUGCUGUCAGAUCUAUAAAUGGCCUUGUUAAGAUCGUUGAAACCCAGAGAUCAAGGGUGGAUCUCUCUGAAGUGCUCGAUCUGCAUUCCUUUGACAGUAAAGAUGGAGUAAAUCUGGCUGAGAAGCUCCAACUUGUGAAGUCUACAAGACCUCAUCUAGAUAAGAGUAUUUUAACUGUGACGUUUGAGGUUGCUGGAGAUCUCCCUGAGGACGCCUUAAAUGUCUUCAUCCAGGAUCUGCUUUGGGAGAAGACGUUAAAAAACAAAGAGGGGAAACCCAUGACCGUCAUUCGGUUAAAGGGUAUAGUAUCACUCACAGGUAAAGCCCACCAAGUGAUGCUGCAGGGGGUCCACGAGCUGUAUGACCUGAAUGAGACUCCGCAGCUCUGGGAGGAGAACCCGCGGAUCAACAGACUGGUCUUUAUAGGUAGAAACUUGGACAAAGACAUUCUGAGGGGACAGUUCAUCUCUGCAGUGGUGGAAAGAACAGAAGGACAGUAGCUACAAGCUCUUCUCUCUCUCUGUAUUUCGUUCCAGGAGCAAAAGUUGAGACGUUGGUUAUCCAUAUCUGUUCUUCCUCCAAGAACAUGAGGUAAUGUCAGAGAACGGUUGAGGUGGCUGUCACGAUUUUCAUGGUGGUUAAAGAGUGUAAUAAUUCACGGCAUCUUUGAAAGCCACAGCGUGUUAAUAAGGAUAGAAACUGCUGUAGUGCCUGAGCUAAAUCAUGUGACAUCUAGAAAGAAAACUAAACCUGAACAUGAUUUCAAUAAUUAUGCACAAAGAGAGGUUUUAUAAAGGGCCUAAAAUGUAUAUGAAUACAUUGUCAUUUCCAUAAAGAAGACUUUGUUAAAUCUGCUUUUUAAAAGAGUGGGAACCCAAGAGGUGACACUCACUCUUUGUUUGACGUGUGGUUCACUGAAAUGAAGUCGGCUUGCUUGUGUAACAUGCUGCUUUUGAAAUUUAUUUAAAAUAAAGCUUUUCUCUGAACA
This is a messenger RNA of Cheilinus undulatus (humphead wrasse), 1744 nucleotides long. It is a transcript of the gene zng1a, whose product is annotated as COBW domain containing. The coding region runs from base 144 to 1256 and encodes 370 amino acids. The record is from RefSeq and is a predicted model, not a curated record. The transcript has 16 exons. Lineage: Eukaryota; Metazoa; Chordata; Actinopteri; Labriformes; Labridae. Gene Ontology annotation, cellular component: cytoplasm.